Messenger RNA from Rotaria sordida, 516 nucleotides. NCBI's taxonomy places the organism in Eukaryota, Metazoa, Rotifera, Eurotatoria, Philodinida, Philodinidae. The record is from the annotation of a GenBank genome assembly.
AUGAAUUCUAUAACUAAAGCACGUUUAGUUAAUGAAUUAAAUGAAAAAGAAUUACAAACUGGUUCAGCUAAUACACACAAAAGUUGGCAUCAUGUUUAUCGUGAAAGUGCAUGGAUUUAUGUUGGUGGUAUAGAUUUUGAAUUAACUGAAGGAGAUAUUAUAUGUGUAUUUUCUCAAUGGGGUGAAAUAGUUAAUAUUAAUUUAUUACGUGAUAAAAAAACUGGGAAAUCAAAAGGUUUUGCAUUUAUUUGUUAUGAAGAUCAACGAAGUACAAUAUUAGCUGUAGAUAAUUUUAAUGGUAUUAAAUUAGCUGGUCGAGCAAUACGUGUUGAUCAUGUUAAAGAUUAUAAACCACCUAAAGAACAUGAAAAAGAUGAUGAUCUGAUUAAAACAUUAAAAGAACUUGGUUGUGCACCUGGAGUUGAAUUAUCAUCAUCUUCAUCUUCAUCAUCACGACGAAAAGAUGAAAAAAAUUCGACAUAUAUUAAACAAGAGCCAAAACGAUUUAAAAAAUAA